This is a messenger RNA of Penicillium cosmopolitanum, 327 nucleotides long. RefSeq lists its product as uncharacterized. The transcript has 4 exons. The coding region runs from base 1 to 327 and encodes 108 amino acids. NCBI's taxonomy places the organism in Eukaryota, Fungi, Ascomycota, Eurotiomycetes, Eurotiales, Aspergillaceae. The record is from RefSeq and is a predicted model, not a curated record.
AUGACGAUAAUGUGCAUCUGGGGCUCCUGUAUUGAUCGCAAUGGUCUGUAUAUUGCCACGGCAGUGACCAAUAUAAUUAUAGACCUGGCCCUCAUCGUGGUUCCAAUUCCAUUGGGCUACAGCUCAGGCACUGCCACACAUAGCCGUCGUAAAGGAGGUAUCACACGAUUACAAGAUGAUAUCCACCUCGUCGAAACCCCAGGAAGCCGAAAUAAUGAGACCGGAACUGUGAAAGAGGUUGGGUGGGAAGUGACCGAGGAACCGGGAUGGGGGCCAUCUGAUGCGACCACUUUACCUCCCACCCAGGAUACAAUCCACACAGUAUGA